AGCUUAUUUUGUCAGCCAAGUAGAGAGAGAGAGAGAGAGAGAGAGAGAGAGAGAGAGAGGCGUUCCAACAGUGAGAGCGGAAGGUAGCGAAGGGUGAAGGCGGAGAAACAAAUGGAUCCAGACGCUUUGUCGAAAGCAUUCGUGGAGCAUUACUACUCCACCUUCGAUACCAGUCGCGCUGGUUUAGCUAACCUUUACCAAGAGACUUCCAUGUUGACUUUUGAAGGUCAGAAGAUCCAAGGCUCUCAGAACAUCGUUAACAAGCUCACAUCUCUCCCUUUCCAGCAGUGCAAACAUACCAUCACCACCGUCGAUUGCCAGCCUUCUGGACCUGCCGGCGGUAUGCUCGUCUUUGUCAGCGGCAAUCUCCAACUUGCCGGAGAGCAACACGCUCUUAAGUUCAGUCAGAUGUUCCAUUUGAUGCCAACAGCACAAGGAAGCUUUUAUGUGUACAAUGACAUAUUCCGCUUGAACUAUGCUUGAGGUUUGGUUUGAUUUGAUUUGGGUCUGUAUGUCUACGACUACAACUAAAGGUGGUGGUGCUCAGUUGGGACCAAUUCCAGAAUGUGGUUAUUUACUUUUUGGUGUUUUAAGAUAUCAUUGAACCAUCCGAAAGAAACUUGUGUUUUAUGACACUCUUGCCUAUUUGAUAACUGUAAUUUGAUGAAUUUGUUUGGUUGUA
Lactuca sativa (garden lettuce) is the source of this 682-nucleotide messenger RNA. Its product is annotated as nuclear transport factor 2B. The record is from RefSeq and is a predicted model, not a curated record. NCBI's taxonomy places the organism in Eukaryota, Viridiplantae, Streptophyta, Magnoliopsida, Asterales, Asteraceae. Gene Ontology annotation, biological process: nucleocytoplasmic transport.